Molecule: messenger RNA, 4692 nt
Organism: Magnusiomyces paraingens
Lineage: Eukaryota; Fungi; Ascomycota; Dipodascomycetes; Dipodascales; Dipodascaceae
Exons: 1
Coding region: 1-4692 (1563 amino acids)
Source: RefSeq, a predicted model, not a curated record
AUGAACCAUUCCUAUUCUCUUCUAAGCCCGGAGGGCUUUUGUCUGAGGAAAAGCGCGGCAUCAGGAACAUACCGUUCAAGUGAAAACGUGGGACUGGAAAAUACCAUAAAUACCCCAGUUUUUUUCAAAACUCACCACCAACUCUCGGAAGAAUCUACAUCAAAUUCAAUUACCAGCGAAAGUCGUCCAGGCGCAAGAUCUUCUCUUGAAACUCCUGGCUCCUCAGUGGUUAUGUUACCACCAGAUACCACUUCUUCCACGCAACCCGGAACGGCAAUUACAACUGCGACACAGCUACCAGGAGCCAAAUUUCAUUCAGCAAUUUCAUUGCACACAAACGAGACUAAUUCUUUUGGAGGUGGAUCACGACCAUCCCUUUCUGCUGCUCGCGGGAGCAUGGUCACCCCACCGGCGGUUAUUGGGAUUAGCGACCAUCACCGUGGGCCGUCGAUAUUGCGACAAAAGUCGCGGUCAAUUACAGGUUAUGGAAGCGGAGUUUCGUUUAGAUCAAGCGCUAAAGCAGGGAACCAGGAAAUGUUUCGAAGUGGAGGAAGUAUUGGCCGCAACAGUAGCGUUGGAAGUAGAACACGAGCACAGUUGAUGAUGACUGGGGGGAGCCGAAGAGGCAGCGUAUACAGUGGUAUGAGCGGGUCUACAAGAAAAAGAAAAUUUGCUAGAGAAGAAGGUGCUGAUGAUGAGGUAGACGCUAUAAUUGGGCCUGAAGGGAAAGUAAUUAUGGAUUUCUGGAAUGCUUCAUCAAUGCUGAUUGAGGAAGCCAAUAAACACAAUGAAGGGGGUAACAGGAAUAACGAAAAACAAAAGCCCCACAGUACCACUGUGCAUCUUCAACAGGUACAACAACCGAGUGCAGCUCAACGGAUUUUGAUGGGCCAUGUGGGGAAAAAAAAGUCGAACAGUGACAAGAGUAGUAGGGCAAGUAAACAAAGCCGACAAAGCAAAAGAAGUAACAGCAGCAACAAUAAGAAUGAGGCUGUUACUAGCGGUCCGCGGAAGAGACUUUCAAUUGCAGCAGCUGCCGCUGUUUUUCGGCGGAUCGGGGGCCGGGUGCGAACGGCAACGCGAUCGUUUCGUAAAAGACGGUGGCAUGGACACAGCGGAGGUAACAAUCAAAAUGAGUUGGUAAAAUUGAUUGACAAUACUGUUUCAGGAAAUGUGAGCAGAGGGCCAUUGUUGGUGCGAGUUGCGACUGAAAAGUCGCUCAAAUCGCUGAAGGAUAUGGAAGAGGAAUACCGAAUGCUUAUUGCCUUUGCCGAGGAAGGAAUUGAGGGUGUUGAGAAUUUGCGUCAGCAGCAGCAGCAGCAGCAGCAAGAGGUGUCAAGUAUUUCUGCAAGUGUUGAACAGACUGAUUUGAAAACAAGUCAAACUGUAGAGAAACAAAGUGCUUCAGCUCCGGCGUUUAAUAGUCCACAACUAGACCAAGGCACAAUUCGCACCAGGUACCCGACUCCACCACCCAACCGACGGAGCUCGGAGGAGACACCAUUUUCUCCAUGGAACUUAAGCAGAUUACGAUCUCAAGAUAAAGCCAUGCAAUCCUCACGCCGUCAUAGAGACAACAUUUUUAGUCUUUUGUUGUCGGAUGAAAACAACUACUUGAACAACUCAUAUGGCCAACCGAUUUCAAAAGAAGAGGAAACUGAUGGGUCUGCUAGCACAGGGUUUACUGGAGUCACUGCAUUGACUGGACCAUUGAAUACUGGUGGCUAUGAAGGGGAGGUUACGAGUGGACAGCCACGAGCCAUGUUGACCAAGCGGCAUAGUAUCCAUGAUUUUCCCUCGAGAAAUGGAACACGGCAAAGUAUAAGACCGUCAUCUUGUUUGGAAAAAAACAAGGAGGAAGAAACAAAAAAAGAAGAGGUGACCAAGCCUAGCGGUUCCUUUAAAAAGUCUACUAAAGAUCAUUUUUUUCUAGCUGAUACUGUUCCAGAAUCCAAAAAGAAAAAGAUGUUGAAAGCUACAGAGAAUAAUAAUUGUGACAAUGAAGUAGAAGGCAGUGAAGUUUUUUCUACUACAGACGGUACGAAUGGGUCAAUUCCUCGAGGGCAACUUAAAGAGACUCAAGAAUGGAACGAAUGGAUUCACAAGCACGGGUUGGACAGGGGUGAUCGGCCUACGAUUGUUGAUGAUGUGGAUGCAAUGAAUGCUGCCAUGACUGCACAGCGACUUUCAAGUUUUCAUGUGGGAAGUUUUGACAGUGAUGAGGAGAUCAAAAAGAGCAUGGAGAGUUUGACAAGAACAAUUGCUGCUGAUGAAGAAAGAGAGAAAGACAAGGAGAGAAGACAGCAGCGUGAUAAACUGGUUUCCAUGGGUGUCAUUUACGAUGGGUAUAAGAGUGAGGAAGAAGAAAAGACGGAAGAAUCUUUAAGCUUGAAACAAGAGAACAAUGAAAAAAGGGAAGAAGCUGGUGAAGUUUCAGAGCUGCCUCAAACCACACCCAAACCAAACUCCAGUCAAUCAGAGACAUUGAUUGCACCACCCAAUUCUGCAGAGACUCCCCGAACCGUAAAUUCAAAUGGUCUUACGCGGCACCGGUCGAGCUCCAUUUUGCGAGCUAACACAAGUGCGAAUGCCGUAAGUAGUCGUGUGCCUCGGCGACGAGACGAGAUUGAAAGUUUCUGGGUGAGCAAACCGCGGCUUCCGUUUGGAUGGACAGUUGAGCGGAACAUUAAAUACCCAAACAGUAUAAACUGGCAUGAGAUUUAUUUCCGGUGGUGUUCAAGGUGUAAGGCAAGCGAGCGGGUUGGACAAAAUGUAUUUUUUAAGGAGAUUGUACAGAAAUCGCGCGACCUGUAUUGUCCUGAGCUGGAGGAAUUGGAGAUGGGAGAUUAUGGGGUUGCAUCCAUGUACUACACGGCGGAUGAUAUCCCACGAACGCUUUGGGGUGACCAGGUGUUAUCAGAGCAGUUUGAUUUAGCCAAGUGGGUAGUGGACGAGGAAAUUGAGCGGCGCGAGUUCCGUCGGGUCAAGCGGGUUGUGAUUGCACGCAAUAUUUUGACGGGUCGCUGGGGGGUUCAGAAACGGUACAAGGGAGUUCCUGAGCCGCACGAAAUUAGGGUGCAAGAAGAUGGGACUAAAAGGGUAAGGUUUUCUCACCAGUAUGAGUUUUCUGGGGCCACACGGACUGCAGAGGUUGGAAAUGCCGAGUUGGCAGACAAGUUGCCAACGCCAGUGGCUAUUCAAGGAUAUUAUGGAGGAGUUGCAUUGCCGAGCGGGUUCCCGCGAACGAAUUUAGCAUGGGCCACGUAUUUGUGCAAGAAAAAAACUCGGCUGACGCGACGGCUAGCGAUUUUGCGGAUGAACAAGAAGCUGGACAAGUACCGGUUGCGGAUACUUGAGCAGCAGUUAGUAUUUGAGCAGCCACAGUUGCGGAAACGGCGGGGGAGUUCAUCAUCACAAGGAUCGCUUGGCGGGACCUGUGGGGCAGUUGGCAUUGAGCUAGGACGCAAGUUGAAUGAAGCACGGCGGUUGGCGUUUGGGUUUGAUCUUGAGGGAAUUGAAGUAGGAUCUGAGGAGGAAAAGAGGUGGAUGGAGGAGUAUGAAAGGGUUCGGAUUCUAAAUAAACGAAGUGUGCGCAAGUUUAGUGAUGAAUAUGAGGGGUUCUUGAGGCGGAUGAUUGAGCACGAACGGCACGAGCGGAUACUGAUAGAAGAAGCUAGUGCUGUCCGAGAGAGAUCUCUGAAGGCUAGUUUGCGAUUGCACGAAGGUUUAGGUGCGGAUUAUGAUGAUGAUGAUAAUAAUAAUAAUUAUAAUAAUGACGACAUUGGAUUUAACUCUGUUAAACGUGUUUGGAAGAAACAUUUUGAUGUUGGUUUCAGACAAGAACAGGGUGAGCUUGCACGGGUUGAGUUGCAUAGUAAUGGGAUGAGUCGUAACAAUAGUCGGGCUACGGAGCGGUCGUUAUCAUUUUUAGGGUACUCUGGGUCGAGUCGCAACAUGCGAAGUGCUGAGCAACAGUUUAUAGCGAUGAGCGCGAAGAUCCCGUCGGAGCUUUUGUCUCCACGGCGGCGACCGUCGAGUGCACGAAGAUUGGUGAAUUUUGUGAGUGGUAGUAAUGGUCACUAUCAGCAGAAUGAGAGUAAUGUGAGGAGCAUGCUUUUGAAUGAAGAAAAAGAAGGAGAAGAAAAAGAAGAAGAAGAAGAAGAAGACAAAGACAAAGAAAAAGACGGAAAAGAAGGGGAAGAAGAUGGUGGUACCAAUGUUGGAGGAGCACUCAAUGGAACAAGAACCAAUUCCAAGGGGUUGGGAUGUGGUGGGGCCUGCAUAGGUGAAGAAGGUGGUGGAGUUACUGACAUUGGUACAGCAGCAGCAGGAGCAGCAGCAGCAGCAGCAGCAGCUACUACUACUACUACUACGACUACGGAAUCAGGAGUGACGAUAAGAACGCCGGCGGCGGCUGUUAGUGCUUCCAGCAGAAGAAGUGGUGGAGUUGAUAAACCCGGAAUCAUCAAGAAUAGGGGAUCUGCUCGGUUGGAUAGUAGCGGGACUAUUUGUACGAGUGGCAGUAAUGGGAGUCUUACAGGGAUUCUUAAGCGACCUGGGAGUUGCAGUGUAAGGUCGAUGAUAAUUGAAGGAUCUUCAACAGUAGCAAAACGGUCUGGAGGGUCAGUGAUUGGGGUUAUUACGGAUAACGAAGGUUGGGUUUAUGGAAGCCCCGUGGGGAGAAUAGAAUGA